UAAUCCUCAGAUUAUUUUUUUUUGUGGGUGUUUGAGAAGAACAGUCGGAAGAAGAUCGCAGGAUGAGCGCCGAAGAUUUUCAGAAGAAGGUUUCGAUCAGAGAUUCACUUGCCGACGAAAUCGAAAUCGAAGACGGCAUCGCCGGCUCCGCCGUCGGCGGAGGCUUCGGCGCCGGAAGAACCCUGCUUCAGCUUCGGAGGCUGUUAGAAAUUCAACAGCAUCGAGCCCAGGCUUACGCCAAGCUCAAAAGAGGUUUCUCGGAGUAUAUGGAAACUGGUGCGGAAUCACCUUAUCAGAAGCUUUGCAGUGAGAUCACAGUGGAAUUCGGUGACUGUUCGAAACAAGUGCGUGAAAUGGAAACCCUGUUUCUGAAUCCCGAACUUGGACGAGCUGAUCUCGCUGAGCUUCUCAGAAACAUUCAAACCCAAGAAAAGCAGAAACUGCAUUUGACGGCGACAAUACAGGUAUUGAAGAAGGCAGGUCGGCCAUCAGAACGAGUGCUAACUCACGAGAAGUGCAAAUUCAAGAAACCGAUGGAGCACGAAUGCGUGCAUCUGCACGAGAUAACGGAGGCAGUGGGAACAGAGGACGCAGAGGCGGAUGCUGAAUACGACAAUGCUCUCAAGGAAGCCAUUAGAGGAGUGCAGGAAGCUGUUACUUCCAUCAACGAGUCCUUGGAAGAAAUCCGGUAUGAAAUAGCUGCCCUUGAAGAUCACUGACUUCCUUGAUUUUUAUGCCCAUCUCCGAUUGCCUCUCGAGGUCAUAAAUCGUUUUUGUUCAUUUGGCGUAAGUACUGCUAAAAAAGAUUAGGACAAAGCAUGUAAAAGAAUGGGAAGUAAUUAGAUUUAUUCCUCAAAGGCAUACCUCUUGUGAGUUGCUCUAUGUAGCCAUUGCAGACGAGAAGACGUUAUGAAAUACACUCCGUUUCAUAACGUUUUCAUUCUUCA
Tarenaya hassleriana is the source of this 947-nucleotide messenger RNA. RefSeq lists its product as uncharacterized. The record is from RefSeq and is a predicted model, not a curated record. Lineage: Eukaryota; Viridiplantae; Streptophyta; Magnoliopsida; Brassicales; Cleomaceae. The transcript has 4 exons. The coding region runs from base 63 to 719 and encodes 218 amino acids.